ACUCUCCCUCUCUCCCUCUCUCCCUCUCUCCCUCUCUCCCUCUCUUCCUCCUGCCGCUGACAGGAAGAUGGUACCGUGCACAGAGUGUCCUCCACGCGAACCGAAGGCGUCCCUCACCGACUCGCUGCGGGACUUCUGAACCCGACCAUGCCGUGCUACGCCAGGUUUCUGUUCUUGCUUCUGUGUCUGAUCCUGCUCGGGGAGUGCAGGAAGCACAAAAGUAGGAAAAAGCGCUGGUCCGCGCCGGCGGAGAACCACAAGCCAGGCACUCCUCUGUCGAAGAAGGUUGCCGAUGGAACCAAAUCCCGGAAGACGAAGACCAGCCACCUGCUGCGCAUAGACGAGCACGACUUCACCAUGAGGCCCGCCUUCGCAGGUCCAGCUGUCCCUGUUGGAGUGGAUGUGCAGGUGGAGAGCUUGGACAGCAUAUCAGAGGUGGACAUGGACUUCACCAUGACCCUGUAUCUAAGGCACUACUGGAAGGACGAGAGGCUUGCCUUCCCAAGCUCCACCAACAAGAGCAUGACAUUUGACGGGCGCCUGGUGAAGAAAAUCUGGGUGCCUGAUGUGUUCUUCGUCCACUCCAAGAGGUCUUUCAUCCAUGACACCACCACUGAAAACAUCAUGCUGCGGGUGUUUCCGGACGGUCAUGUCUUGUACAGCCUGAGGGUUACAGUAACUGCUGCAUGCAACAUGGACUUCAGUCGUUUUCCUUUGGACUCGCAGACAUGCACGCUCGAGCUGGAGAGCUAUGCUUACACAGACGAAGACCUGAUGCUGUAUUGGAAAAGCGGUGACGAGUCCCUGAGCACUGACGACAGGAUUUCUCUGUCUCAGUUCCUCAUCCAGAAGUUUCACACCACUUCAAGACUAGCUUUCUACAGCAGCACAGGCUGGUACAACCGUCUGUACAUCAACUUCACCCUGCGGCGUCACAUCUUCUUCUUCCUGCUGCAGACCUACUUCCCGGCCACUCUGAUGGUCAU
Molecule: messenger RNA, 986 nt
Organism: Etheostoma spectabile (orangethroat darter)
Lineage: Eukaryota; Metazoa; Chordata; Actinopteri; Perciformes; Percidae
Product: gamma-aminobutyric acid receptor subunit rho-2
Biological process (GO): monoatomic ion transmembrane transport
Cellular component (GO): membrane
Molecular function (GO): transmembrane signaling receptor activity; extracellular ligand-gated monoatomic ion channel activity
Source: RefSeq, a predicted model, not a curated record